UCGAGCGUAGGGUAAUAGAACGGAUGGGUGUUCACAAAAGGAGCGCGAUGUCUGCUUCGUUUUGAAAUUUAACGUUACUGUGUAGUUAACCCAUUUGUGUCAUAUUGGUAACAAAAAUCAUAUUGGUGCUCCGAACCUAGGUCCCAGCGAUGACUACAAAGAAACUUGCCAAAGAAUUGGGAUUGUUGAGGCAGCGGAGUCAGUCCGAUGGGUCUAAGAAAUCAGUUGUAUCAAACCAAAUAUUUUCAUACCUGAUCGUGAUUGACUUUGAGUCCACGUGCUGGAGAGAGAGAAACAACUAUAGCCAGGAGAUUAUUGAGUUCCCUGCUGUUCUGUUGAACACUUCCACAGGGAAGAUUGAGUCUGAGUUUCACACAUAUGUUCAACCCCAGGAGCACCCCGUUCUCUCCAAGUUCUGCACUGAGCUGACUGGGAUUACACAGGUGCAAGUGGAGUCUGGGAUCCCCCUGCAGAUCUGUCUUUCUCGGUUUAGUCGCUGGUUGCAAAAACUGCAACUCGAGAUGGGUUUGGUCUUGCCCAGCAGACAACAAAGAUGUUCUGCACCUUCACCUUCUCAGAAAUUGUGCACCUUCCUCACAUGGUCAGACUGGGAUCUUGGAGUUUGUUUGCAGUACGAAUGUAAACGCAAGCAGCUGCAUAAACCUGAUGUUCUCAACAGCUGGAUAGACCUGAGAAGCACAUACAGGCUGUUUUACAACAGAAAACCCAAAGGCCUGAAUGGGGCUCUACAAGAUCUAGGACUACAGUUUUCAGGGAGAGAACAUUCUGGCUUGGAUGACUCCCGAAAUACAGCUGAGCUGGCAGCAAAGAUGAUGAGGGAUGGGUGUGUAAUGAAGAUCACAAGGAGCCUGGAGGGGACUCCAUCAACGUUCAAACCCAUGUUUGGAAACACAACUGCAGGUGACAAGAAAGAAAAACCCAACACCAACAAAGGGAAAACACUGACUACCAACAAACCCUCAUCAUCCAAGAUUCCUCUCCAAUCUUGUCAAAUAAAUUCAUGUUUACAGAGCAAUACUAGCAAUUUAAACACAAAGGAAAACCCAAAUUCAAUUCAGGAAUCUGUUCAAACCUGUCAAAGCCUGGUCUCACCAAAGACAUUACUGAAUGGUACAGCUACAAUACUAUGGGGCUACAACAGCAGCAGGUCAGUUAACACGAAGGCUGUUACUAGUGCUUCACCACACAAUAAGGAAAACAACUGCCUUGUGCUCUGUUCUACUACUGUGGGCUGCCUUUCAAAUCUACCUCAACCACACCAGCCCUCAAAUACCGGAACAAAUGUUGGACCCAUGGAGGAAGAGGAAAGUACAGAACUUCUAGUGGAAACCGAGGAGAGGUGUGGUUCCUAUGAUGACAUGCUGUUAGACAGUGAUGAUGUUAUUAAUCAAACUGAUAGAGAAUGGGAUGUUGAGCACAUAGGUUAUGACAGUGGAUGUUAUGUGUGGGAAGAGCCUGAGAAUUCACAUUCACUAGGGGCGUUCACAUUAGGAGACAGUAUGAGUGCUGAAAACUACUCUAACACUGAAGUAAUGACCAGUGAGUUAGUCACAACUUGUGUAUCUACAAAGACAAAGAGAUUGCAGGUUAAUAUCUCAGAUCAGUUAAAUAAAAUGAGGCAGCCUUCAGUAAUCCCAGAACCAGAUACAUGUUUUGCUGUACCUAAGACUGUUACGCAGGGCUCCAUAACACAUCAGGCCAAAACAGGACUUAAAACCUUUGUAGGCUUUAACAAGAAGCCCAGUGGGCUUCAAAAAUACUCUAAAAUGAACACACCCUCUUCAUUCAGUCCCAGGUCCUUUGUCCCAGAGAAGACCUCCACCCCUAACACCUCAUUGGCCAGGUCCAAAGCAGCCAUUACACAACACACAAAAUGCAAACAGACUCCAAAAUCUUCAUUUACAAUCUAUAGUGGCCCAGCAAAACGGGCUGCAGCACCGUCCUGUCCCUCUCUGUACACUCCCAAAAAUGUCCUUGCCUCUUUGUCAACCAACAUACACCCCUCAUCCAGCAGUCGUUCCUCCAUUCCUGUGAAACCUAAAGAAGGAGGGAAGAUCACCUCCCCACUGUGUGCAUGUGGUCGCCGUGCCAAGCGACAGGUUGUAUCCAAUGGUGGUCCCAACCACGGGCGAGGGUUUUAUUGCUGUCCAGUGCGCCGGUCAGGCAGUGGAGGCAGGAUGCAGAAGGGGUGUGAGUUCUUUAAGUGGGAGUCAUCACUGAAGAAGACCAGCUCAGUGGCCUCUGUUGCCAUCACAUCCUCUGUUUCACUCUGUCAUAUCAACUCAACUCUCAGCUGUCGUCCACAUCAGAGGUCACCACUCAGCAAAAGCUAUUAAUGUGUUGGAGAAACAGCAGUACCUUCUCAGUUAUAUUGACAUUGUGACAUUUUUGAUAUGAAGUAUAAUCACUUCUCACAGAGAUGGAUCUUCUCUACUUCUUUACUGUCUUUAAAACUUAAAAAAAAAACGAAUAAGCUCUAAGGAAACAGGCGACAGGAGACAAAUACUGGAGAAUCUUUAGUACACACCUAUGAAAUCAAAUUUUUUAUUUAACUGACAUUGUUUGAGAUAAAGAUGAUUCCAUGUUUUAUUAUUGAUUGUCAGCACAAUUUAAUCAACCCUAAAGCCAAAUUAGUUGCUUUCACAUCAUUGUAAUUGGUAAGUUUGAAUUUUUGCUUUGGUUAAUUU
This is a messenger RNA of Monopterus albus (swamp eel), 2708 nucleotides long. RefSeq names its product ERI1 exoribonuclease family member 2 (gene eri2). The transcript has 9 exons. Gene Ontology annotation, molecular function: nucleic acid binding; 3'-5'-RNA exonuclease activity; zinc ion binding. The coding region runs from base 150 to 2357 and encodes 735 amino acids. NCBI's taxonomy places the organism in Eukaryota, Metazoa, Chordata, Actinopteri, Synbranchiformes, Synbranchidae. The record is from RefSeq and is a predicted model, not a curated record.